Molecule: messenger RNA, 11621 nt
Organism: Sarcophilus harrisii (Tasmanian devil)
Lineage: Eukaryota; Metazoa; Chordata; Mammalia; Dasyuromorphia; Dasyuridae
Gene: ZNF207
Product: zinc finger protein 207
Exons: 12
Coding region: 189-1679 (496 amino acids)
Cellular component (GO): nucleus
Source: RefSeq, a predicted model, not a curated record
ACCGCCCGUGGCCGCGUUGCCUGACGGGAAACGGAGGGGCGAGGGAGCGAGGCGGUCGGCCAUUUUGUGUCUUUCCUGUGGGACGCGGCGGCGCUUGUGUUAGACGGUGCGGCAGCUGGGACCCACUUGUAUCUCCUCUCCCGCCUCUCCUCCCUUCUCUUGCUCUUUGUCCGUCGGGCGCAGCAGCUAUGGGCCGGAAGAAGAAGAAGCAGCUGAAGCCUUGGUGCUGGUACUGUAACAGGGAUUUUGAUGAUGAGAAGAUCCUUAUACAGCAUCAAAAAGCAAAGCACUUUAAAUGUCACAUAUGUCAUAAGAAAUUAUACACGGGGCCUGGCUUAGCAAUUCAUUGUAUGCAGGUGCAUAAAGAAACAAUAGAUGCUGUACCAAAUGCCAUACCUGGGAGAACAGACAUUGAAUUGGAAAUCUAUGGUAUGGAAGGCAUUCCAGAAAAAGAUAUGGAUGAACGGAGAAGACUUCUGGAACAAAAAACUCAAGCAGAGAGUCAAAAAAAGAAGCAACAGGAUGAUUCUGAUGAAUAUGAUGAUGAUGAAUCUACAGCUUCAACUUCAUUUCAGCCCCAACCUGUUCAGCCCCAACAAGGUUAUAUCCCUCCAAUGGCACAGCCAGGAUUGCCACCUGUGCCAGGAGCACCAGGAAUGCCUCCAGGUAUACCCCCAUUAAUGCCAGGUGUUCCACCUCUAAUGCCCGGAAUGCCUCCAGUUAUGCCAGGGAUGCCACCUGGAUUGCAUCAUCAGAGAAAAUACACCCAGUCAUUUUGCGGUGAAAACAUAAUGAUGCCAAUGGGUGGAAUGAUGCCACCUGGACCAGGAAUACCACCUCUGAUGCCUGGUAUGCCACCAGGUAUGCCUCCACCUGUUCCUCGUCCUGGGAUGCCUCCUAUGACUCAAGCACAGGCUGUAACAGCACCUGGAAUUCUUAAUAGACCACCUGCACCAGCAGCAGCAGUUCCGACUCCCCAGCCUCCAGUUACUAAGCCUCUUUUUCCUAGUGCAGGACAGAUGGGGACACCUGUUACAAGCUCAAGUACAGCUUCAUCCAAUUCAGAAAAUCUGUCUGCAUCUUCUAAAGCUCUGUUUCCUAGCACAGCACAAGCUCAGGCAGCUGUUCAAGGACCUGUUGGGACAGAUUUCAAGCCUUUAAAUAGUACCCCUGCAACAACCACAGAACCCCCCAAGCCUACAUUCCCUGCUUAUACUCAGUCUACUGCUUCAACCACUAGUACAACAAAUAGCACUGCAGCCAAACCAGCUGCUUCUAUAACAAGUAAGCCAGCUACACUUACGACAACCAGUGCAACCAGUAAGUUGAUCCAUCCCGAUGAGGAUAUAUCACUGGAAGAGAGAAGGGCGCAGUUACCUAAAUAUCAGCGUAAUCUUCCAAGACCAGGGCAAGCCCCUAUGGGUAAUCCACCUGUUGGACCAAUUGGAGGUAUGAUGCCACCACAGCCAGGAAUCCCUCCACAACAGCAAGGAAUGAGACCCCCAUUGCCUCCUCAUGGUCAGUAUGGUGGUCAUCAUCAAGGCAUGCCAGGUUAUCUUCCUGGGGCUAUGCCUCCAUAUGGGCAGGGACCUCCAAUGGUACCCCCUUAUCAAGGUGGGCCUCCUCGACCUCCAAUGGGAAUGAGACCUCCUGUAAUGUCGCAAGGUGGCCGUUACUGAUGUUACUUCGCCCAAUCUAAUAGGUUUGGAGAUUAAACCUUUUCUCAUCUUGUGCUGUUUAUAUAGCCAAGCUUUCGUCAAUUAAGGCUUCAUUGUGACUUUAACAAACAUUAUCUUCCCACAUACCAGGAACUAUUGGACAUUUUGUUUUACACGGGAAAAAUUUAUUUGGAAUAAUAAAGCAGGAACUUUUCCUGAUGUUGCAAUUUAUACUGUAUGGCUUCUUUUUCAUGUUUCAUCUAGGUUUUUAGAAGUGAAGUAUAGUAAAUAUGGUUCGUUAAAUUGUGAAGGCGCUGGAAUUACAUGAACAUACCACCUUAAAGGCAAGUUCUGUAACCUUAUGUUGCUAUUUGUAAAGUUAUGCCUUCGCAGCAUUUCAUAUGCUGUUGGACUUUGUCCCCAACAUAGCUUGGUGAGGGCUGUAACUGUUUCCAAGUACCUGUACAUUGGAAGUCUGAACGUGUAACAAUAUUUAAUGUACUUAGAAUUCCUCAUGUUGCAGGGUUUAAAAAAACAAAAGAAAACAAAAACUGACCCACUAAAGGUCGUGUGACUUUUCUGUACUGUUAAACUUAAUUGUAAUAAAAUGAAAGAAAAAUUGAUGCCUUUUUAUUCGUGACCAGCUGUGGACCACUGCCUGAAAGGUUUGUACAGAUGCAUGCCACAGUAGAUGUCCACUUAUAAUAAAAAAUUGUAGUUACUAGUGAAAUUUUAUAUACUCUUCCAAUUUUGUGUUUGAAUUGUAGAUCACUCCUUAGCUGCAUGGUGGAAAAUUGCUUAUUUCUGAGCAAUAGACAUAAAGUUGUACUUAUUAAGUCAUUUACUGUUUCGUUAGACAUGAUGCAGAGUUUGAAUACACUAUUACAUAAUGAGUAUAAACACUUUUUAGUGCUUUCUUCCCUUGGUUUCAAUACAUUGCAGGUGACUUUAGAAAUUUAGUAGAUGAAUUUAACACACCUUCCCUACUGCUGCUGAUUAUAUAGACUCUAGUGCCAGACACAUACGUAAUUUAGGAUUGUUUAAUUGAAUACUCUAGUCAUGGACCUCAAAAGCUUUACAGGUGCAACCUUCUAGAAGUUUAGCCACAUGCUAUAAAUGUGUUUUCUAUAUUUGUCUAAAAACAUUGAAAACUUAUACUUGAUGCUACACUAAUUUUUAAAAUUUGUAUUCUAAGAUUAAAAUGUUUAUAGUUGGAUAGUUUCCAUAUAGCAAGUUGGUAACAUAACUUUCCUAAUUGUAAUGCUGAGCAUCUUUGUGUUAAUAUUAAGCUUAUAAGGGAUUGUGACGUUAUUAAAUAUUUGGUUUUUAGUCUUUUAAUCUCAGAUUCCAUAUUUGGCAGCUAGUGAUUAUUGUAGUCAUUAACUUAUGAUUAUUGUGUAUAUUAUUAUCUUGUCAUAGGACAUUAAAAACUUGUUGUAACCACUGACUUAGCUUUUCAUUUGUAGAAAUAAGACUUGUUUUUGCUGGGCUUUAAUUUUUUGAUUAUCCAUUGAUUAUCUGGUAUUUGGUGGUAGUUUUAAUUAUGAUUUAAUUUUAUAGUUAACAUGUGAAUUUUUUUCUUAAAGAAUUGAGUAUAAUUAUGGAAGGUUUAAUUAUAAUAAACCUUUUCUAUUUCUUAACAUUUGUUUCUAAGAGUCAGAUUGCUUUACUGUUUCUAAAAUUUUAUGAGGGUGAAGGAAGAAGAGAUGAUUUUAACAUUUUAUUUUUACGUUCAUGAAACAAUUUAACCCUUAAGAAAAAGAUAUUUUAUUAUAAAAAUGACUUGGAAUUUAUUAAUGUGGUAUAAGCCUUAGUCCUAAAAAUUCACAAGGGUUGUUCACAUGGUGAAUUAAUUAAAGGUGGAAUGAUUUCAAAUAGUAUUUAUGAAGUAUUUACCUUUGUUUCAAGGAAACCCAUGUUUGAAUUAAAUAGUGAAAAUCAUUUAUUUGAAAGAUGCUCAGCAUUACAAACAUUUUCAAACUAAAAGUUGUCGAAUAUUUUGGACCAACACCUUUCAGCUGCUGUUCCACUCUUUUGGUACGAAUUUUCCCUCUGGUGUGUUAACAGACGAAUCUAAGAUGACUAGUUUUGGUUGUAACCCAGCUGGGAUCUACAUAAGAGUCUCUGCCCUCAGAGGAUUCUUAUAUUGUGUUUUGAAAUUCUCCAAGAAACUUGUAAUUCUACAAAAGUAUGACAAAUGAUUUAAAAUGUAUUUAGCAUCAAUAGGUAGGAAAAGAUUUCUAAUAUUCAAUUGAUUGAAGUGCGUUUAGUUGUGACUUGCUGCAAGAGUGUAUUGUAAUGAUUUCUAUGAAAAAUGUGUGGUCUCUUUAAUUGACUUGUAUGGACUUGUGUAAAGUUGUGAAUUUCCAUUUUAUAUGAGACCAUUUUACAACAAAAUUCUUGCCUUUUAAGGUCUGUAGAUCAAAUGCUUUAUUUAUCAAAAUGGUAACAUUUCUCUGAAGUUCUACUUUAAAGUUUCAAAAUGGCCUUAGCACUUAACGUUCACAUCUUAUCUUGAUUAAAUAUCACUUGUGGCUUAUGCCACUUACUGGAAAAUUUGAAACUAAUAUAGUGAUUUUGAUGCAUUCAUUAAAAUAUGAUUAAACUUCUGGAAAACAAUUUUUCUUGUGCCUAACUGCUUCUGUGGUCCAUGGUGGUAUGUCUUACUUAAAUUGAGACAAUAGAGAUGAUUUUGUCACUUUAAAAGUUUCCUGAAAUAAUUGGGGAAAUUCUAGCAAAAAUCCUAUGAACUGGGCUUAGCUGGGCAGGCAAUAUAAUUUCCAUAAUUCAGAAAGUGACAAGACUGAUUUACUCUGGUCUGUCAGUUUCUCAUUUUUCCUUCAAGACUAGCUCUUUAAAUUUGUCUGGCACUAGUUGUUCUGUUUGAACUAUUUUAUGGUGAGACAACCUGCCACUGAGAAUCAAGUGGCUGAGGGGAUUUUCAUUUCACCUAGAACAUUUCUAGCUUAGUGACAUAGCAUAAUAAAUGCCACGAGGUAUGGGGAAAAUAUUCAGUAGGUAUAUUAAUGUUCCAGUGAUCAAGCUGCAAAUUAAAUGCUUAUCUCAGCACUUCUUUCUAAUUUAAAAUUGUUUGGGGGAAGCCCCAACAAACAAACUGUGGGCUUAGUAUGAAAUUAUAAUAGUGGUAAAAAGCUGAUUUUUCUUUUGCUUGCUUGAUCAUUGGGAUUUUGUUCAUUUUUUUUAUGCAUGUCUUUAAAAUUAAUUGGGUCAUGUUUUUCUAAAAUUGAAAUUUUCUUCUUCCUAUAGCCCUGCCAUAGGACAGGCUGAGGCUGAGUCUCAGUGUUGCCCUGUUCAGUCUGAGGCAAGUGGGAUUUAUUUUAUUCCUUAUGGGGGCUUUCACAGCUUUAUGGCUGUUGGAUAUUUAUGUCCCCAAACUUGCAGCAAGUUUGGUGAAGGCCCCUAAAUUUAAUUAAAUUUAGGAUUUUUAUAAUCUUUUGGCAGAGAAGGCUCUAUAUUAAUAUCAUGUUUGACUGUGGUGUUUUUAGAUAAACAAAAUGUUAGAAAUUUAUUAGUUUUACUAUAGAACAUUGAAAUUUUCUUAAUCUUAUAUAUUAUUUAGUAUUUUGACUGCCUCUGUAGUUAUCCAUUUAGAGGCAUAAAAUUUGUUCUAGUAUGCUGUUUUUAUUUGUAAUUAUGACCUAUAAGAAAUUUAUUUAAUGAACUUUUUAAUAACUAAAAUGUAUUAAAACAUGUUUGACGAUUGCAGUAAUUGAUUAUUAAAAAAGUCAUUAUAAAUAUUUGAUAUUUUGAAGUCACCACAUUAGAGCAAAUGUUAAUGUAGAGCCCCUACAUUACAUGGGGAGGUGGGAAGAGAGUAGAAAUUUGACUUUCUAAAGGCUACUAAAAGAAAGGAAUGAACAUAAAGAAACAUUACUUUUAAAGAUUACUGGCUAAUAUUUUUAAUCAGCCAAAAAUUCAGGAAAAAUAAUGAUAUAUUUUAAAGUUAGUAUAACAUGCUUUAAAGUUGCACUAUUGAGAUAAUCUUGAGGUUUCUUUUCAGGCUAAUUGAACAGAGUCCCAAUCCAUUCUAACUAAAUUUUAACUUGGUGAGACAAAGGGAGACAAAAAGUGAAACCUAGAUUAAUAUCUUUAUUUGUAAGUGUGUUUUGGCCCACCAUUCUGCCUCUUGGAAAGCCUUUUUUUGAAAAACAAAGUUAAAAGCAGUUUAACCAUUUAAGAAAUUAUAUGGGUUUUUAUUUCUCUUUUAGUAUUUGACUGAAAUUAAAAUAUUAAAUAAUUACCAAAUCGCCAAAUUGUUUUUAAGAUUUUAUAAAGAUGAUUUUUCACUCUAACUUUUAGGGGAUGAUAGAAAAAUUUACCUAAAAUGUCUUUUUAACUUUUUCUUUAACAAUAUUUAUUGCUUCUAAUAAUUUCAUUGAUGCCGUUUGGAUAGUCAACAAAUCUAAAAAGAUAACCCUGUUUCUUACAGGAAGUCAGAUAUUUGGCUUCUUCCAUAAAAUUAGGCACUAUUUUGUAUUUUCUUAAUACUACUCGAAAUUGCUAACUCUAACAAUUGCUAAUGCCAGAACUUUAGAUGAGUCUGAAUCAGCUGAGAGCUUUUAUCCACAUUAGAAACCAUUCUUGUAGUAUGAUGAAUUAUACUACUCCUUUAUCUGAAAGGGUAAUAUUUUGUAAGAGAGACCUAAAGUUUAUUUUUAAAAAAGAAUGUAGUUAAUGCAUAAAAAAUAACUUUGUAGUGUGUGCUUUAAUAGAUAAGUAGGAUUUUAGAGAUAAGACUUAACUAAUGGUUUAGAUUUCUGCAAACAUCCAUUGGCAAAAUUAGAUAAAUGUUAUGAUUAUUUAUUCAUAGAUAAUUUUUUGUUUCAAUAAAAUGAACAGUAGAUGUCUUCAAGCAUAUAGUGAUAAUGCUUGAUAUGUAGUCAGUUAUAACAGUCCUCUUGCACAUUAUAUUUCUUCUUACUUUGUACAGUAAUCAGCCAUUAUAUUUUUAAAUGGGUAUCCUCCUUUGAUCUAGCCAUGGGUCAUCCAAUUCUGAAUGCUCCGGAUUUGAUUUCCUUUUCCUGUAAUUCUUCAAGUUAACAUAGUUUUGGCUUAAAAGGAGGCAUGAAAUCUUAAGCUUUCAGAUUUUGCCUCUGAUACUUACAUAGAAAUACUUGGUGAAAAUUUGUAAAUAAAUGUUUUGUUAAUUGCAUUUCUGGCAAUUAACUACCAUGAUUUGAAUUUUCCCCUUUCACAGAACUGGAAUCAUUUACUGUCUUGUGGUUUUCAUAGUGUAGCAGUCACCUGAUUAUGCCUUAUAUAAUAUGUAAAGUAUCCCAUUUAAAAAUCAGAAGCACUUAGCUUCUUAUAGCAUUUAGUACAGUGCCUUGCACAUUGUCGGUGCUUAUAAUUUUAUGGUUGAUGCUGAAUUACUAAAAUAUUUUUUCCACAACCUCCCCCCUUCCUCUCAUAUUCAGAUGAAUGUGUAAUAAAAAAUGGGGAAGUAAAGCUUCUUUUUGGACUUCUCUUGACAUUUACAAUUCACCACCAUCUUCAUAUCAUUAUUCAAGCUUUUGUAGUUUUUUCCUGUUCUUGUGAACCUAGCAUUGGUUGGAAAUGAAGAAUGAGUGUGGCAUGUGAAGGGGUGCUACACUAUAGAAUGAUCCAUUGGAAUGUUGCUGUCUUAUUAGCAGAAGCAGAAUGCCUUUGUAAAUAGAUUUGCUCUUGGCACUGUAGAAGAAUUGUCCUCUCUUGUCCGUCCCCCCCACCUCCACUCCCCUUCCCUGCUUCUCGUCCAGUGUUGAGUAUCCACUACUUUGAAAAACUUAAGUCAGCCCAACUUGUUUAUCAAAAAUCUGAUGUGUAUUUUUUUUUAAGUGAUUUAAAGACCUAAAUGUAGAUCGAAAGAGGAUACUUUAUGCUGGUUAACUAGGAUGCACCUAGUUUGAGUCUAUAAUGGUGGCCCUGAAUAGUGCUUUUCAAGAAUAAUUAGUUGAAGAAUUUCUUGAUCCAGGUAUGAUUGGUAGAAAGAUUUAAAUUUUUAGGAACAUGGAAUUUAAAUACCACAUAUGUAAUCAGAUUACUCAAGGUAAUUGAAAGGGAAGUGCAUGUAAAUCAACCUUAGUUGUUGAUUACUUACUUAAUCACGUUCAUUGAAAGCCAUUUUUUGAUUUAUUAAUGCUCAAUUGCUCUUUAUGGAUUUAUGGAUGCAAUAAUAAGGUGUAUGUAAACAACAUUUGACAAAAUACAUAGUUUUGCCAUAUGAUUGGACUGGGCAAAUCAUUUUUGCAUUUGUUCUGAUCCCCUAGUAUCAUUUGAUAUAUUAGGGGUUUUACCACUUAAGGUGAUUAUUUAGAGGUUCCUCAAGGUUUGCCUUUAAUUGUAGAACUUUGAUGAAAUUUAUGGAAAAGUUUUCGGAAUUUAGCACUGAGUCCUAUGCUGUCCAGUUUGUACAAAACAAAGAAUGAUGGUGAUCUCCCCCUCACUCCAACAAACCUUUGAUAAUCAUAUUGUUCUGGACAAAUCCUCUGUGUCUUGAUUUUUAAAUCACAUAGUUGGGUGAAAAAGAUGGACUAUUUUCUGCAUCCCACUAAAGGAUAUUUUUUUUAAUGGUAAUAUUCUACAUUGACCCAAUAAUUAGCAAGACAUACUUUGUAUUUGGUUUUCUGUCUCCAAAGUAACAAAAUAAUUUUUGGUCAAUUUGGGGAAAUUGUUUUCAUCUUUAAAAAGUUUAACAUUUGCUUCAUACACAAUUUAACACUCUAAACUAGAAAAAGGGAAGAGAUCAAUAUGAAGACAGAGGAAGUAAAAGUAUUAUCACCCACUGUCAUCAUAGACUAAGACUACUUAAUGACUAAAGUGGGCAAGGGUAAAAACACUGUAGGGAAGAAAAAGAUUUCCUCUUUUCAUGGAAAAGGCCUUUAACCAAAAUGACAUAGCAAAUUUUUUUUUCUAAUUGAAACUAAUCAGAAAUCCUGAGUGCUGUCAUCUUAAAAGUUUUUUGACAGUUAAAAAAGUCACUUGUCUGUGGUGUAGAAUUUUCUUUAAUAUCUUUUGAGAUUCUGCUCCUUUGAAGCAAUUGCUUUAUUUAUAACUCCCCUAAGUCAAAAUUAUCAUUGGUUAGGAGAAAUCAUUGUUUCAUCAUUUAAAUCAGUUCACACCAAAUUUAAUAGCCCGUGUAAAAUAAUUUUGUGGCAUUUAGAGAAAUAACUAAUGUUUAAAGCAGGCUCUGAGGAAAUUUAAUGCACAUUGACUUUAUAACUAUGGAUUGAACUCCUCAGUUUAAUACAAUUUGUGUUUUUGUUAACUAGCAGCAGAAUUUCAGCAUUUGCUACUUACUGGUAGAGAAGAAAAAUUCCACAGCACUGCCAGUACAGGUUAGUUUAAUCUGUAAGUACCUGAUGUUCCUAUUUGAAAUAUUGUUUUCAAACAUAUCCAUAUAACCACACAAGUAAAAAAGCCUUCUAGUUAAAGAAAUAUUACUACAUCUAAUAUUGGCUGCUUUGGACAUGUAAAAACAUACACUUGGGGGCAAAAAGCAGUUCUAAGGCCUACUGAUUUUAGGUCAAAUUAUAAUGAAUGCUCCCUUAUGAUCUGGCUCUUUGUGGUUGACCCAACAUACAUGUGCUCUUCAUGAAAGGAAAAGGCAGUAAUAGUUUUGUUUGGCCAAGGCUCCAGUACUGGAAACCAGAGCUUAGAUUCAUCUGUUGUUUGAGCCUCUCUACAAUCUUUCUUGCAUUUUCCCUUUCUUUAAGAUAUCAUUCUGUGGCUUGAAGUCUUGAAAAAUGUUAAUUCUCUACAGCUUUAGGAAACAACAAAUGGUGUAUAUAGGUAUAAGAAAGAAAACAUUAAAAUAGUGUACUUUUUGAUUAUAGAUGUUUUAUAGUUAUGCUACAAAGAAGCAUUAACUUUUUUGCUUAUUUACAUAAAAUAUACCUCAGUUUUAUGUUACUGUUCCACUUUUAGGUAGUUUUUUACCUUUACUAAGAACAGCAUAAAACCUCAUUCAUUACAUCUAAGUUAAUGCAAAAUUCCACAUCAGGAAAUUCAGGCAGAUGCUGCAAGUGUGACAACUUAAGGGUGGGAAAUAAUAUAUGUAUAUAUAUUUCAACAUUUGGUUUUUAUUUUACCAAGGGUUUGAAAUGAUGCUAACCAUGUUCAGUCUUUUUCUCCUUAAAAUAUUGUUCAUUUUUUGAUUCUUUAAGAGUGUGUGUGACUUAUUCUGGGAAUUGGGAGUAGUAUGAAGAAAUGAAUCUUUAAGCUACAUAGAUAAGUUAUAUUUAAUGUGACUGUAUGAUAUGGGGGAAUUACAAAAGCAUUUAUUUUUCAGAGGCUUAAAUUCCCCUCUUCCUCAUUCCCAAUCUUGAGCUUUGAUUAAAAUGUCUGCCUUUCACAUUCAUUACUGUAGGAAAUUUUGGGGGAGAAUAUUGGGAGGGGAAUACAAAGAUUCAUAGGACUUCAUCUCUGGAAGCUAUAUUUUUAAACUUAAGGUUUUACCCUUAUAAAAUUUUUGGAAAACUUAAAUUUUUAAGUAGAUAAUUUAGCUAGUCUUGUGCUUGUGCUCCUGUUAAAUUGGAGUUGUAACUAUUUGAAAACGGUUGUCUUUCAUGAUUUCACAGAUAAGUCAUGUUUGGUUGGAAAAAAAAAAUCUAGGGUUAUCUGGGGUAAUGUGUUUUUUUUAUUUUUUAUUUUUUUUUUUAAUAAGAUCACUUAACUGUUGUUUCUUAUAUGAAAUUACCUGAGGGUAAAGGUUCCCUGCCUUUCACAGUUUAAACUGUAUUUAAGAAAUGGAGUAGAUACAGUGGAGAUUUGGUUUUCCUUAAAACUAUCUCUAUACAAGCUGUCUUCCUGGUGAGUACCAUUUUACACUUUUAUCUCAAGUUUUACAUUUUUAAAAACUGAACUAACUUAAGGCACCACAUGCUUGUAGUUUUUUAAGCAGGAUUCCUAUGUGGACUUGUAGGAUUUACCUUAAAACCAGGAGCAUUAAGAAGGUGAUAUUGCAUGGCUUAACAUUUUCCCCACUAUUCUUUUGGAAAUUAGAUUAAGAAGAAAUCCAAAAUAUUUCAUUUUGGGGGGAAAAGGGCAUAUUCUACACAAGGCUUUUAAAUGCUGAGUAAAUUUAGUUUUGUCAGAUGUAGAGCUGAUUACAGGUGAUUUGGAUCCUACUUUGUUCAGAUAAUAAGAGGAGAAAUAACAGUUUAGUUGUUCAUUUUUAAGUGAAUGUACGGAAAUAACACAAAUUUAACAUUUAAAUUUAGAUAGGGUUUUGAAAGGGCUUACUGGAAUGUGAAGUCAUUUAAAUAUUUUACUUAUUUUUGGAGUUCUCAGGCAUAAGCAUUUCACAGGUGUUCUUUUUUUGUAGUACUAAUUCUACACAAAAGUAGAUGCCUUUAGUAAUUUUUACCUGAGUCCUGCUGGUGUAACUAGUAUAUCAGUGUAAUUGUGCUACCUUCUGCUCCUUGUUUCUACCCAAUGUUAGCAAAAUUGACUUUUUUUUUUUUAGCUUACAGCCUGGUAAAUUGCCAGCAUUUGCUAAUGGUGCUUUCCUCUUAUGAAUUCCCUGCUGUUGAUUUUGUGAACCCAUGACAGAAAUGACACUUUGGAGUUUUUGGUACCCAGAAAUGAUGGUUGUACAAAGAAAGAAAGAAACCCCCCAAAAACCCAAAUCCUCAGAAAAUAAGCAUUUUCUGAAUGUGUUGGAAUUAUAUCUACUGGAACUGGCACUAAAUUAAAAAACAAACCUGUUUCUUUGGGUGGUAUCUUUAAGAUUUUAAUGAAAUAAAAUUUGAAAGCACUGUGUCCUUUACUAGAUAAGUAUUACAGAAAGUGCAAAUUUGGUAAGUAUGUCGUUAAAUGCAUGUAAUGGUUGCCAUGGCCAGUAAACCACAUUACAUAAUUAAUGAAAAUUUAGAAUUCCUAAUUUGGGACUUGAAUCUUUGUAUAUAUGUCUUAACAUUUACAGAAGCGUAUGUGUACAAUGAUUAAAUGAGAUGGAUUUAC